AGCUAAUAGUUUCGUUCUUUGCUUAUACCGGCUUAAAUAAACUGCUAUAUUUUGAAAAACAUGGGCGAAAGUGUAUUAUUUCCGUCACCGAAUUGGUUCCAAGUUUCGGGAUUUGCAGUUUCUAAAGAUGGUUGGUUAGUUUAUGGUGGUCCAAUAAAAAGUUUGUGUAUUUUAAAACCUUUAGAUCCUGGUCAAGAUGGAAUUCUACAGAAAAAACCAUCAUAUCAAACUCAAAUAAAUUGGAAAGUGCACAAAGAAAAAAUAGUGAGCGUAGAUUUAUCAAGGCAAUGGCCUGAAAAGAAACUUAUACUUACUGGAAGUGCUGAUGGUAUUGUUAAACAAUGGAAUGUUGAUCAAUUGGAUAACAAUGGCAAAAUUAAAUCAACUCACACCCAUGCGGUUCACAAAAAUGAAAAAGAGGAAGUGGUUAGUGUCGCCUACAGCAGUGAACCCUUUGCUGUAACUGUGGGUAGUUUUGGUAAUGUUGUGAAAUGGGAUCUUAAUUCAAAUAUAGCUAAAAAUUAUAAUAACUUUCUGAAAAGUUUUCGACCAAGUUGUGUUGCAUGUUCCCAUCACAUUCCAUUAAAUGUAGCUGUUGGUACCAAACAAGGAGUGAUUUUUGUAUUAGACUUAAACAAUCAGGGGAAAAUCAUAUACAAAAUUAGAGGUCAAGAUGAUGAAAUUGUCAAUGUAUCAUGGUGUCCACAAUAUAAGACCAUAGUCAGAAAAUCUCUCAAUGAGUCUCAAAGGAGGUCUACUGCCACGGAGAGGUUGGAAAAGAUAAGGUCAGAAAUUGAUGAACCUGAAGUAAAUUUAAACAAUUCUGCUAUAGCCAAGACCCUACCAGAAGACAGUUUUGAUGAAACCGUUGUUCAAGAAGAUGAUAUGUUUGAUAUAUACAAAGAUCAUGAAGCAGAUGAGUUUGGUCACAAAAAGUUUGAACCUGAAGAUAUAAUAGUUAAAGUCAAAGAAGAAAAGGAAAAUGAUGACUUUUUAGCAGAGUGUCUAAAGCUCAAAGAAGUUAUAUUAAAAAACAAAAGUGAACCAGAACCAACAAUAGCUAAUCUAGUUGAAGCUUUAGACAAAACACAUGUAGAUAGUGAUAUUUCAGAUUCAGAAGAAAAAGAGAAUGAUACUAGAGAAUCUCCAGAAGGGGAUGAGAAAGAAACACAAGCAAAACAAUUAGGUGAUUCUACCAUACACACGCAUAGGCACCUUUUAGCAACUAUUGGAAAAUAUGGUGGGGUCCGGAUAUGGUCUAAAACAGGCAAACUUGUGGGUAGCUGUGCUGUACCUAAUUCAGUAAAUAAGAGUCAAAGAAAUAAGAGACCAAAUCCAAAUUCGAACUCACUUUUGUGGUACAAACCUGAUGUUCUUCUCAUUGCUGAUGGAAAGAGCCAACUAUUAGAGUGUAAUCCUUUAAAAAUUGACUGUAAAAACAAACUUGAGUGGAGUGUGCUGCACACUUUCCACAAACGUGGCUUAUAUUGUAUAGCAACAGAUGCACCACGCGUACAGUCGAUGGACCAGUCGAGUGAUCAGUUGCAGGACGAAUGGAAAGUUUGGACAGUCGCACAGGAUCGGAAUAUGGUGUGCUAUUCCUUUGAGAAAAAACAAAAAAUUGCCACAUACAAUACAUGUGGAAGUUUUAUAUACACCUUGCAAAGUUGUCCAUAUGAUGCGAAAAAGAUAGCAGUGAGUGUAGGUGAUGGUGCUGUACGUGUAUGGGAAUCUGAUAUAUGUGAUGAAGAUGGAUUAAAACUUUCUUUAGGGAAUGUUAUGUCAUUUUGGCAGAAUGUCCAGGGAAAAGUGUUAACUUCUACAUGGCACCCGACUAAGGAAAACUUACUAGCAUUUGCCACUGCUGAAUCAAGGAUCGGUAUAAUAGAUGCAAGUAAAUCUGAACGUCCGGCCAAAAACUUAUUACCAGGUGUCAACGGAGCAAUAUAUUCUCUUUGUUGGGGAGAUAAAUUUGACCUCUAUGCUUGUGGCGGAGGUGAUAUGGUGUUGUAUCACACUGAUCAGCCUGAACAAGCUCCUGAACCAAUAAAUGUGGAGUUUGAAGGCAAGAAGUUACAAAUCAGCUCAGGGGUUUGGUAUCCAAUGGGUCUUGUAUGUGGUAGUUAUUAUGGUGCUGUUGCUGUUCUGAACCCAGUAACCUAUGAGCUUGUUACUGCGACUUUUGUUUUCAGCAAAAUGAUUCACAAUAUUACCUGGCAUCCACAACAGACGUCUAAUUCUAGUGAAGAAUCUCCAAACAAAAAUUUAAUAGCCAUUUCAUCAUUAGAUAAAGAAUGCUUUAUCGCUGUACUUGAAUAUGCUGACAAAGGAGAUGGCCCUAAACUACAUCCUUGGAAAAUGCUCAAUGGUCACCUAGAACCAGUGUGCCAAGUGACAUGGAAUCCACACAAAGAUGGUUAUCUUUUGUCCACAUCAUAUGACAGUACAGUCCGAGUAUGGGAUGUUUCUGACGGUAUAUGUAUCGCCAUUUUCGAUGGGCACUAUAAAGCUUCGUUUUCUGCGUGCUGGAGUGCCUUUCCACAACUUUCGUCUACUAUAAUGUCUGGUGGAGCGGAUUGCUGCUUAAGAAUAUGGAAUUAUGAAGACUACCCUCCCGAAGCUUAUUCAGAAGUCAAACAUGAAACAGCUCUAAAAGAGAAAAAGAGAGAGAGGAAAGAGAGAAAAGAAGAAAAGAAAUCAACAGAAAAUGCAGCCGAAGAAAAACCUACUGAAACAGAAUUAACAGAGGGUCAAGUUGCAACAAAUGUGGAUAUUAAUGCUAAAAUAAAAGCACCAAAACGAUUCCUCUUACCGACAAUACAGCGACAAAUGUCACCGUGCACCACAAUUCAAAGUGUAAGAAAAUUGGCGGAAAAAUAUAUUUUAGUCUCUGAUAAUGUUCAAUCAAAUGGUAAAUUAGAAUCACCCGAUCAAUGUGAAGAGAAAAGUGAUUCGAACGAUGUUAAAGAGGAUAAAGCAGAGGAUGUAGAUUUCACUAAGAUGUUUGGAAGCACGAAUGAUAUCAACGAUUUGCUAGAUAUGGAAAUGCGAAAACACAUUGAGAAUGACAGAUUUGAGGCUUCGAUUAUGCUAUCGAUAUUCCGUGGUCACAUCGACUCUAUGAUUCAGUUCGCGACGCAGAGGGACGCGCUCUGUCCGUUUCUAGUCAGUUUGUCGCCUUGUGUGUCUUUCAAGUAUUGGAAAACUGUAACACAGCUGUAUUUGGCUCAAAUUGAAAGGCUGGUAGCUAAAUCGGAACACAAAAAGUUAUGGGAAAACAAGCACUACGGUGGUCAAAUAUAUCGAAAAGUGGCACUACUGCUGAGCAUACACGACGUAAAGGGUGCUGUUACAGCGCUCACAGACACUAAGCUGUACAAGGAGGCCUACAUACUAUCUAAAUCUAGACAUAUGGAUAGUAUAGCUGAAGAAACUUUAAAAAUGUGGACAGCAGACUGUGCAUACUCAGGAUAUAUAAAUAUGACUGCUAUUUGUUACCUUGGAUUAGGAGAUGUGUACAAUGCAGCUGUGACUUUAGCUAAGUCAAAUGAUCAAGAGUGUCUCAGUUUAGCUUCAGAACUCGCUAAGGUUGCUGGGCAACCGACGUUUGCUAACCACAUUGAAGAUAAAAGAUCUCAAAUUCAAAGCGAAACGCCAGAGAAAGAAACUGAGGAUUUAAAACCAUUGCCUUCGAAGUUAGAUCUGUUGAUGAAAAAUAUCGAAAUAACAAGUGAAAAUGUUACUGAAACCAAUGAAGAGUAACAUGAAACCAUGACAAUAUGUGUUGAUGAAUGCAAAAUAAAUGGCAUGUGAUUUAGAAAAUUACUAUUUUACAAAAAUACUGGUUUGUUUAUUAGUUAAUGUUAUGUGGUCUUACUAAAUUCUAUAUUAUUUUAGAAGACCAUUAAAAGUUAUAGGGAGUAUUUUUUAGUUAAAUAAACCACAAAUAUUGUUAAGGUAGUUUUAAAAAAUAUUAAAUAUCACUUUACUGAAGUAUAAACAGACAGAUUGUGCUAUACUAUAUUAAUAGGACAAAAUGUGAUGUUACUUAUAUUUAAAUGACUAUUUUGUUUUGUAAAGUGUGAUUUUUAACUUUAAGUUUACCAAUUGUUAAGUGGAACUAACUUUUAACCAGUUACUUGUUUAAUACCUGUGUUUUAGGAUUUAAGUUUAUUUUUUAAAUAAAAGAUGGAACGUU
Molecule: messenger RNA, 4198 nt
Organism: Vanessa tameamea
Lineage: Eukaryota; Metazoa; Arthropoda; Insecta; Lepidoptera; Nymphalidae
Product: gem-associated protein 5-like
Exons: 18
Coding region: 61-3762 (1233 amino acids)
Biological process (GO): spliceosomal snRNP assembly
Cellular component (GO): SMN complex; nucleus
Molecular function (GO): mRNA 3'-UTR binding; protein binding
Source: RefSeq, a predicted model, not a curated record